CUUGUCGCGAGACAGUACCGCUUAGCAAGUAGGAGUUCAAUCGGUGGUUCUGCCGUUGGAGUUAACGGAGGUUCGCCAGUUCAGUAUUAAAUUUUGUAGCCCUGAUGAACCGGAUUCGCAUCCACGUGCUGCCGUCCAGCAGGGGCCGAGCGUCGCAGGCCGCGCGCGCCCACGAGCCCCAGACGUGCGCGUUCACGCAGCGAGCGUGCACUCAGCCUCGCAUAGACGGCUGGGACUUCUGCAUCAAGCACAUCCUGGAAGACAAAAAUGCUCCAUACCGCCAGUGCAGCUAUGUCUCCAGCAAGAACGGCAAGCGCUGUCCCAAUGCUGCCCCCAAACCAGAGAAAAAGGACGGAGUUGCGUUUUGUGCUGAGCAUGCACACAGGAAUGCUUUGGCUCUGCAGGCACAGAUGCGCAAGGCAUCCUCUGGACCAUCCCCCGAGUACCUGCUCUCUCAGCUCAGUGGCUACAAUAGGACAGAGAUGGGAGCUCUCGGCCAGGACAGUCGCAGUGAAGUGAACCGAAUUCUAGAUGAAGACAGCUGGAGUGAAGACGAGCAGGACCCAGUGGUGCUUGAUCAGACAUGGAGAGGAGAUCCUGACAGUGAAGCGGACAGCAUAGACAGCGACCACGAAGACCCUCUAAAGCAUGCCGGGGUGUACACUGCAGAAGAAGUCGCUUUGAUUACUCGCGAAAAGCUCAUCAGACUCCAGUCACUCUACAUAGACCAGUUUAAACGUCUGCAGCACUUACUGAAGGAAAAAAAGAGACGUUACCUGCACAGCCGCAAGAUCGAGCAUGACACAAUAGGCAGCAGUCUUUUAACAGGACCUGAGGGUCUGUCCAUGAAAGAGAGGGAAAAUCUGAGGAAGCUGAAGGCGUUACGACGCUACCGGCGACGCUAUGGGGUGGAGGCUCUGCUACACAGGCAACUACGGGAGCGCAGACAGGCUGUUACUGAGGGAGGAACACCACAGGCUCACUCAGUUCGCCCCAGCCAGAGGUGCAUUUCUUUUGUGGAGGGGACGCGGUGCUUAAACCCCUGUUUGCCCUUGACGCGGCACUGCCUUUCUCAUAUUUACCAAGAUAGUAGCCAGGUGUUGUUUAAGAUGUGCCCAGGUUUAAAGGACGUGCCCUGUGACAGACCCGUGCACAUGGGCCAGUCAGAGGAGCCACGGUGCCCGCUGCAUCUCUCCCUGCCUCCUCCCAUGUACCAGCCUGAACAGGAACCACUGGCGCCGGAGCAGCUAUCGUUAGCACCGACGGAUAUGUACCUGAGCGCUGCUGAGCUUCAACCAACAGAGAGCCUGCCACUCGAGUUCAGCGAUGAUCUGGAUGUGGUAGGGGACGAGGAGAUGCAGUGCCCUCCAUCACCGCUGCUUUUUGACACGGCCCUGGCGCUCGAAGACCAGACCAUCCGUGCUAUUGCUGAAGCCCCUAUGGACAUCCUUGAGUCAGGACAAGACGCCGAGCUUUCGGAGACAGAUGACAUGUCUGCAGCAGACCAGGCUGUGUCGGAGGUAUCCGAAACAGCAGGAGAUGAGGAUGCCACACAGAAUACAUCAAAGGACGCCGACACAAUAACAACAGUUGCCACAUCCUGAGCAUCUUGUGCACUGAUUUUCUCAGCUGUCUGUAGACUUUUAACCUUCUGCACUGGUGUCCAGUAAAAAGCCAUAUUUAACCAAGAUGACUUUUUGUGGAGGAAAUGUUGCACCCUAUUUAUAGAAAUUGUCCUGAAGUAUAUUCCAAAAGCUUAUCACUUGGAAAAUAAGUGCUAAUGCAUUACUCGCAGCCUGUGUCAGUUUGUCUCCCUUUUUUUUCUUCUUUUUUUAUUAUUAAAAUAAAUCAUACUUUGUUGCUCUGGUCUGGAA
Molecule: messenger RNA, 1874 nt
Organism: Clarias gariepinus (North African catfish)
Lineage: Eukaryota; Metazoa; Chordata; Actinopteri; Siluriformes; Clariidae
Gene: kansl2
Product: KAT8 regulatory NSL complex subunit 2
Exons: 10
Coding region: 105-1604 (499 amino acids)
Cellular component (GO): NSL complex
Source: RefSeq, a predicted model, not a curated record